CUGGGCUGCUGAGUUGGAGUCAGAGCCAAUCCGUUCCAACACCAGGCGCUGGGGUGUUCGGUAGUUUCAGCUCUGCGCUGCGUUUAGCUCAGCCAUCCUAAACCAAACCUCGACGCUGCAGUGAUGUACUGAACGGCUGGGGAAAUUAUUUCUCUUUCUCUCUCUCUCUCUCUGCCAAAUAAAACCAAACGUGACCAAAGAGUAGCCAUGGAUGUUUUCAUGAAAGGGCUGUCCAAGGCUAAGGAUGGGGUAGUAGCAGCCGCCGAGAAAACGAAGCAGGGAGUGGCAGAGGCGGCGGGAAAAACGAAGGAUGGGGUACUGUAUGUGGGCUCCAGGACUAAGGAAGGUGUAUUUCAUGGCGUAUCUUCAGUGGCUGAGAAGACCAAAGAGCAGGCGUCUCUGGUUGGUGGUGCCAUGGUGACUGGAAUGUCUACAGUUGCUCAGAAGACCGUGGAAGGAGCUGGAAACAUUGCAGCUGCUACAGGUCUGGUGAAAAAGGAUCAAUUGGUGAAACAGGAUGAAGAUCUUUUCCCUCAGGAGGGUGUGAUGGACAGCACAGAGGCACUCCAAAUUGACCCUGAUACCGAAGCCUUCGGAGCAGCCCCAGGGGAUGAAUAUCAAGAUUAUGAGCCUGAAGCUGUGUGUGUUUUUUUACAGUGUUCUUUGAAGUCUUCCACCCGCUGUACUCAAGAGUGUUGUGGCUUUUGACCAGGCCUCAUUCCAGUGACUCCCUCCCACUGAAAUGAGGGCCUGGGAGAGGACCCUCUCAGUUCUAUAGACAUAGUGUUUGGGUUCAACAGUACAAAACUGCCUAUCUGUCUCAUGCUAUCCUGUGUAUGUGUAAAAAAGAAAGGUUUUGUGUGCCUGCAUCGUGUGUAUGUGUGUGUUUAAUGUGUCUGUGAGUGUGCGCGUUUGUGAGAAUGUGUUUGUAUCUCUUGGUGUUACCUAUUUACUGCUCCGUUUUCUAUGUAUGACAAUUCCGUUUGCUGAGAACUUUGUUGUAUGUACAGUGUAUGCAAUGGUCAGCAUGGAGCUAUGCACAUUACAAUUAUCUACUGUGACACUGGAAAUCAGUUUGUGCUGGUGGGUUUUUUUU
This is a messenger RNA of Hemiscyllium ocellatum (epaulette shark), 1096 nucleotides long. Its product is annotated as alpha-synuclein-like. Bases 208 to 708 code for a protein of 166 amino acids. NCBI's taxonomy places the organism in Eukaryota, Metazoa, Chordata, Chondrichthyes, Orectolobiformes, Hemiscylliidae. The transcript has 7 exons. Gene Ontology annotation, cellular component: neuronal cell body; axon terminus; cytoplasm. The record is from RefSeq and is a predicted model, not a curated record. Gene Ontology annotation, molecular function: cuprous ion binding. Gene Ontology annotation, biological process: synapse organization; chemical synaptic transmission; regulation of dopamine secretion.